UAAUGCUUUAUGUUUCGAUCGUAUAUACAGCAGCGACAUUGAGAAGAUUUCACAAUCCACACGACACAGUGACACGGAUCUACCACCACCAUCAGGCCCAAGCAGAUGGUGAUGACAUUUGACAGUUUGAGAAAACCGAAUAUACUAGUGUUUCCUACAUGGCAUCUGCAGACAUUAUCCCGUUCAGUCUGAACAGUUUCAGACGUAGAAAACCCAAAGCGAAAAUGGAAGGGGGCACCAAAAGUCCCAGGAAGCUACCAAAGAAGAAAAGUCAGCAUUACUCCUCCUGUAUGUUAUACCAUGGAAGACUGGCUCAGGAGAAACUGACCGGGAUCUCCAUAGCAACGUGUAAUCCAAGUGUUGAAGAUGAUGACAGGAUUAUAGAUAACACUGAUUCUGACAAAGAAGUGUCGAGCCAUCAUCGCCACAGGAGGCAGCACGUGGUGUCUGACAGGAUGUCCUGCAACUUCUGCAGCGUUGAGUUCGCUGCCCGCUGGGCACAGAAAGAGCAUUACAAAUCAGAUUGGCACAGAUACAACUUAAAACUUCGACUCAAAGGAUCUAAUUUGGUCUGUGAAGACGAGUUUGAGAAAAUAGCAGGUGAUGUCUCGAGCAUAUCAGGAUCGGAGGAUGAAUCAGAGCUGUCUGACACAGACACUGAUACCGGGGGUGGAAAAGGGAAGAGCAAACCUAUGGCAAUACCCCAGCAUGUGAGGGGAGCUUCAGCACACAGUGGUACAGACAGUGAAUCAGAGGGAGGCUUGACAAUUGAAGGAACAGCCAGGAAAUACCCCAAAGUCUAUUUUAAGAACAAAGAUGGGGAGCUAAUUUCUGUGUUCCGAUGCCUCCUGUAUCAUAAAAAGAAACCCCCUACCACCCAGCAAGAGCUGAUAGCCACAGCUACUGAUCUGCCCCGGAAAACCAAGUGGGCGAUCUGUAUGACAGCUGGCGGCCAUUUUGCUGCUGCAGUGUUUGAGGGAGAAAAUUUGGUAGCCCACAAGACCUUCCAUCGAUAUGUGGUACGGGCAAAACGUGGAACGGCACAGGGCAGUCGAGACAGCCAGGGGAACGCCCCCAAGUCAGCAGGUGCCAGCAUUAGGCGCUAUAACGAGGCAGCACUCAUGCAGGAAGUCCAAGAUCUCCUGGCCACGUGGUCUGACCACCUGAAGAAAUGUGACCUCAUCUUCCUCCGAGCCCCAAGCUUCAACAGACAGAUGUUUUAUGCCGGCAAAACCCCGCCAUUUAAGAAGGAUGACUUUCGCAUCCGAACAGUACCAUUCCCAACACGUCGACCAACUCUAAAUGAAGUUAAACGAGUUCACCAAAUGUUGGCAUCGGUUGAGUGUUAUGGUAAGACAGAAGUCCAUAUUACUUAUUUUCUGCCUGUGUCACCGCUGCGUCACUUCAGUCCUGAGACAGGACGACUGGAGAUUGUAUCUGACGACGUGUUACGUCGAUCACCACGGAAAUUGAAAGACAAAGAUUUAAGUGUGUCCCCACUUGCCGCCUCCCCCAAGUUUGUUAGUGGGAGCCCCAGCAACAAACAGACGGGCAAGUUCAUUCUUCCAGAUUACUUGCUUUGUGAGGACAAUCAACCAUCAUCGUCAGCAACGUCAACCGCCAGUGAGGCCGACCUUGUGGAAAUGGAGGAAGCCAUUAGUACCCUUGAUCUGCAGCCGUUUGAGCAUACUGGAAAGGGGCCACGCAGGAAGAAAAACAAACGGAAGCGACGGCCAUCUUUGAAACAUCAAGUAGAACCAGAAGGUGACAUGUUUGCUGAAGAAAGAUACCACCUACGUAACGCCUUGUACACUGCCUGCAAAGUCGGAGACAAGAGUGCUCUCCGCAGUUUGUUGGCCAUCUUCAACCACCCAGCAGCUAGUAUAGACAGUCCCCUGACUGACGACACGGCACCACAGGGGGAGGAGGGGGCACCUGUUGUGUCAGGGGAGGCACAGGUCCUGUCUGUAGAGGGAGAUGAUGGGGAGGAAAUAUCCCAGGCAGAUGGUGCAACAAAGUCAGAAGGAAAAGAAGACAUUCCCGAUUCUGGUUUUGAGACCGAAAAUUUCAAGGAGGAGAGUUUCCAUAUUGGAGAAGGGGAUUAUGAAAUCAAAGUGACGGACUGUGGAGACACUGUGUCAGAGAGUAGUAACAAUUUUCAGGAUAAUGUGGAACAAGUUGAUUCCUUGAAAGAUGAAAUUGUAGAUCCUGACAGACAUAAAAAUGGUGAGUCUUUGGAAAAAGAAUUGUCAGAGAAGAUGCCAAGCACAAAACCUGCAGCUCUGCCUGGUCUGACGAUAGGUCUGGCCCAACCUACCUUUGAGUUAUCUCCCCUUAUUACAGCUGAAGUGUUGAACGAACCUUUUGGUGACAACAGCACGACGUUGCUCCAUGUGGCGUCGAAGGGUGGCUAUCCAUCCCUGAUCCGACUGUUGAUGAAGGCAGGUGCUGAUCCCACAAUGAAAGACAAGUUUGGCAAGGUGCCUUACUCUGUCACCACCAGCAAAGAGACGAGGAAUGAAUUCCGUAGAUUUAUGGGAGAGUUCCCGGAGAAGUUUGACUACAGCAAGGCUCAGAUCCCUUGUGCACUGACACCCGAGAUGGAGGCACAGAAGCGGGUUAAGGACGCUGAGAAGAAGAAGCAACAGAAGAAAGCCAAACAGGAACGUCUCAAGGAGAAGAAGGUGGAGAUGGCCAUGGCAAAAGCAGAGGAGGAGGAGAAGAAGCGAUUUUUGUCACUCUCCGAUCGAGAGAAGCGAGCACUGGCAGCUGAAAGAAGGAUCUUGCAGCAACAGGAAGUGCAGGGAGCAGCGCCAUCUGUUCUCAGUCGCUGCUAUCAGUGCGGGGCGGACAUGACAGGGAAGGUUCCCUUUGAGUACAAAGACUACAAAUUUUGUACUUCUAAAUGUUUACAACUACAUCGUAAAAGUUGUGCAAAAUCUUAACACAAACUGUUUCUAGGUUUCUAAUAUAAUGUUGUUAGCCUGGCAAACCAUCCCAAACAUGUGAACAGCAUAAUGUUGAAGGUUACCAGAAACCAUUCCAGGCGUGGGUUAAGUGAUGGGUUAAGUUGUUGAACUCUCAUAUCUUCCUGUCAGUUAAGUGCAUAUUUGUUCAUUCCAUGUAAAACAUGGGUCAGUGGAGUAGCCGAGUGGUUAAAGCGUUCGCUUGUCAUGCAAAAGGCCCGGGUUGGACUCCCCAUAUGGGAACACUGCGUGAAGCCCAUUUGUGGUGUCCCCCACCAUGAUAUUGCUGGAAUAUUGCUAAAAGUGGCAUAAUACCAUACUCACUCACUCACCCAUAUAAGACACAGGUCAGAUGAAGUUUUUUUGAACCCAAGAGAUUUCCUCUCCUUCUAUACUCAGUGUAUUCACAUGUUCUCCAUGCUUGUUGUAGUUCAAUCCUUAAUGUCCUUGUUUAAAGAUAAUUUCAGGUUGAAAUGAUUUUAAUAUUUGCAUCUUACACAAAACUGUGUUGAAAUACAGUAAACAAUGAUUGUAACAAGUUCAUAUUGUACCAUAGUUCGUUAUGCUCAUCUAAACUUAAGCCCAUUUCUGGUGUCCCCUCUGUGAUAUUGCUGGAAUAUUGCUAAAAGCCACGUAAAACCAUAGUCACUCACUCGUCUAAACAUAAAUAUACAGCAAGUGGACGGGAUACAAGAAAAUAGGUUAUGAUAUCCGUUAUUUCACGAUGAAUGUCAGUUUGCUAUUGCACUUAACAGAAUAAGUAAAGUCUUAAUCUCGCAUUAAUUUUAUAUUGGCCUACAUUUCAUGGAGAGAAAAGAUCAUUUGUUUUAUCAUCUAAGUGUUUUGAACCAAACAAAGAUACUCCAUGUUGUU
Haliotis rubra (blacklip abalone) is the source of this 3839-nucleotide messenger RNA. RefSeq names its product ankyrin repeat and zinc finger domain-containing protein 1-like. The transcript is spliced from 17 exons. The record is from RefSeq and is a predicted model, not a curated record. Lineage: Eukaryota; Metazoa; Mollusca; Gastropoda; Lepetellida; Haliotidae. Gene Ontology annotation, molecular function: protein binding. Bases 159 to 2945 code for a protein of 928 amino acids.